CUCCACGAACUUGUCAUCAUCUUCAGACCGUCCAACUAAGAGAGAUUAAUAUUUCUCCUUAUUACAAAUAUUACUAUACGUUUGUGCUUCGCUAGAAAGAUUCUCUCUUCCCUUCAAAUUCAACUUUCCAUAUCAAUAACAUAAAAUCACACCAUUGACAAUAGUAAUAUGGGUAGCCCUUUUUGUAUUCCCAGGAUGAAAAACAGCCGGUGGACUAAGAAGACCAACCGGGUUACGCCUAUGUCAUUGCUCGAUCGUUUCCGGGAAGCCGUUUUCCGGCUGAUUGUGUUGUCGGCGUUCACUAAAGCCGCCAGGCCCGCCGCCGCCAGCCAUGGAAGAAAAUCACCGGAAUCUGCACAGAAGCAGGCUUACUACAAAGCCUACGAGCCUCACCACAGUGAAGCCGUUGCUGAUUGCAUAGAGUUUAUAAAGAAGUCAGCCUUUACCGACGGUAACCGCAGCUCCACCGCCAGCUUCUCGAUCGACGACGACGACAUUGACGUGGUUAGACAUCUUCCGGCCGGAUAUAUGAUUUAUCAGAAUUCAUCUUUUUAGCUUUGUAAUUUUUCUUUUUGGUUUUUUUUUUUUUUUUUUUGUCUUUGUAACAAUAUUUGUUGAUGUUUGACAGCGGGGGGCAAGAGUACGUCUUGCCUUGUUUACUUUAUACGUAGUGUAAAUUGUAUGUGUG
Oldenlandia corymbosa var. corymbosa is the source of this 688-nucleotide messenger RNA. NCBI's taxonomy places the organism in Eukaryota, Viridiplantae, Streptophyta, Magnoliopsida, Gentianales, Rubiaceae. The record is from the annotation of a GenBank genome assembly.